This is a messenger RNA of Eucalyptus grandis, 841 nucleotides long. RefSeq names its product auxin-responsive protein SAUR50. The record is from RefSeq and is a predicted model, not a curated record. The coding region runs from base 135 to 461 and encodes 108 amino acids. Gene Ontology annotation, biological process: response to auxin. The transcript has a single exon. Lineage: Eukaryota; Viridiplantae; Streptophyta; Magnoliopsida; Myrtales; Myrtaceae.
CCUCCUCCCCUUUCAAACCAGCCCCUUCGCUCUCGCUCUAUCUCUCUCUUGUUUCCGCCACACUCUCACUUCCGAUUCAUCAUACUCAAAUCCCUCUCUCUCUCUCUCUCUCUCGCUCUCUUUGAGCAAGAAAAAUGGCGAUCAAGAAGCCCAACAAGCUGCCGCAGACGGCCGUCCUGAAGCAAAUCCUCAAGAGGUGCUCCAGCCUGGGGAGGAGGUCCUCCCAGGGGUACGAGCAGGAAGGGGGCGGCUUCCCGCUGGACGUGCCCAAGGGGCACUUCGUGGUCUACGUCGGGGAGAACCGGACCCGGUACAUCGUACCCAUCUCGUUCCUGACCCGGCCCGAGUUCCAGAGCCUGCUCCAGCAGGCGGAGGAGGAGUUCGGGUUCGACCACGACAUGGGCCUAACCAUCCCCUGCGAAGAGGACGUCUUCCAGUCCCUGACGUCGACGCUUAGAUAGACAAGAAAGAAGAAGCUGGGAGGCUCGAGAAGCUUUCUGAGGUUCUUUCUUUCUAGGGCUUUCGUUUUCUUGGGGUUUCUUGCUUAGGCGAAAGGGUCGAAGAAGAAGAUGAAGAAGCUGCAGCAGCAGACUGCUUGCUUCUCUGUGGUGUUUUUUCUCUUCUUUUUUUGGGGGGGAAUUGGGGAUGCGGGUGACUCUGACCAUAGGGACGCCAGGAUUAUCGUCUGGGUUCCGAUCUGUAAAUUUUUUGCCAAGGCCAGUAAUUCUUGAUCCCCGCGCGGCGGUGUUCGGCGUGAUGGCUGACCUUGCGAGAGAGGAUCGAACUGAUGUCCAAAUUAAUUAUUAUUAAUCUUGAAUUGGCGAGUUUCUUUUUGCCCUGA